AUGAAAAGUGAGAUUCGCAGUGAAUCGGACGGAGAGUCAGAAGUCGAGGGAAAGGUCACGACAUGCCAAAGACACGAUUGCGAUGUCAAACGAGUUAAUUAUGACGAUUUUUUCGGAAAAGGCAAAUAUUUCUGCUGUCGAAAUUGCGCCGUUGAGUACAGUGUCCUCGCGUCAACGGAGCAAUUUAUGAAGAACAGCGCUGACCAAGACAGGGCUGAUCUUGAGGACAGAUCUACGCUCCGCUUCAACGGCAAGAGUACUGUUAUCGCCAAGUCUUUUCAAGGGAAGAAGAGAGACAAGAGGGAAUCGCUCUUUUUGUGGAGUCGUUAUUUGGCGCAAACAAAAUCGCGGGCGGCUCCAGUCUGUGCCUUUCCGCACGCCAUCCUCAGCGACGAUUGGGAUCUGAUUCAACCUGGGAUGAAGGUCGAAACGUACAAUCUUGACUCACACAGUCCCUCCAAGCUCUUUUGGUUUGCGGAAGUCAUUCGUAUUGAAGGAUACAAAGCGCUGUUGCGGUAUUUGGGUAUGGAGAAAAAUCUAAUGGACUUCUGGGUGUCACUAUGCUCAACUGAUGUGCAUCCAGUCGGCUGGGCUGCUCGACAGGAGCUAACAAUCUCACCGCCCAAAUGCAUCGAAAAAACACAGCGCGACUGGAAGAGAUACAUCAUCGAAAAUCUCCAAGGAAGACCCACAUAUCCCCGUGAUUUCCAGAACACCACCGAUGAGGAAUUGAAAAUCGAAGGCCUUAAUAAAGGCAUGUUCUUAGAAAUCGUCGAUCCAACUUGCAUCAGGAAGACAAGAGUUGCCUUCAUUGAAAAACUAACUGGUGGUGGUCGAAUUUCCCUCAAAUUUUUUGAUGGCCAAGACGAUGAAAUUUUUGCCUGUCACAUCAAAUCGCCCGUGUGCCACCCUCUCGGCUGGAGCCAAGAAGUAGGCCACGAUCGGAGAGACAUUCCAGAUGAUCUGUAUGAAGACUUGAAGAAUAACUGCAUCCCCGCCGAGCUUUUCAAUCAGGACGCUGAGCAAACGACUUUCGUACCUCAAUUCGAGGAAGGGAUGAAAGUUGAAGCCGUCAACGCCACGCGCGUUAAUUCCAUUUGCACGGCGACGAUUAAAAAGAUACUUGGCAAAGGAUACCUAAUGAUAGGAAUCGACGCAUCAUCGAAUCCUGAAUUUGCGAAUCUCGUUUCUAGCGAUGCGGAUUUCUGCUAUCACUGGACCUCCUCGUGCCUUCAGUACACGGGCUUUGCACGUGACCACAACCUGACCUUGACAAACGCAGCUCUUGAGGAAGUCGAAUGGGAUGACGAGGACUAUAUGCCAGAGAAAAUCGCUGAUCAACUAAAAGAGCGCACAGCUGAGAAGACCAAUCCCUUCAAAGUAGGAUGGAAGCUAGAAGCUGUAGAUCUGAUGGAUCCUAAGCUUAUUUGCCCAUCCACUGUCAAGAAUGUCUGCGCUGGUCUACUCCAAAUCGGAUUCGACGGAUGGACAGAUGAGUAUGAUCAAUUCAUCCCUUGGCGUUCUCCAGACAUCUACCCAGCCGGUUGGUGUGAGCUUGUCAAUCACCAACUUCAAGCGCCAAAAGAGUUCGUUCCAGAUUCCAAGGCCGCGAAAAGACGACGUACUGGAAAAAGCUGA
This is a messenger RNA of Oikopleura dioica, 1638 nucleotides long. The record is from the annotation of a GenBank genome assembly. Lineage: Eukaryota; Metazoa; Chordata; Appendicularia; Copelata; Oikopleuridae.